AUGGCGUCAACGCCGCCUCACCGGUCUAUGACCACCACCAACAACCACCCUCAGAUCCGCCAGCAACCCAAUCACAACCACCGUCCAUGGCUCCCACAGCGCGUCUCUCCCUGCCCUCGUGCCGGUCGCGCCGUUACCUCAGCUCCUCCUCCGUCUUCUUCCGUCGCCGUCUCCGUCGCCACUGUAGCUUCCGCUCAAGCUCAGCUCUCAUCACAGGCUCCUAAUUUCUCCCCUCUGCAAACUCCCAAAUCGGACUCCUCUGAUUUCUCCGGUCGCCGUUCCACACGAUUCGUCUCCAAGAUGCAUUUCGGACGACCUAGAGCUACUACAGCCGCCACUCGACACAGCUCUGCCGCUGAGGAUGCGCUCCAGAGCGCUAUCAAGUUCUCCGGAGAGGAUUACAUGUUUCAGAAUCUGAUGUUGAGCUUCGAGUCGAAGCUUCGUGGCUCUGAAGACUAUACCUUUCUACUCCGUGAGCUCGGGAAUCGAGGUGAGUGCGAUAAAGCCGUUGGCUUUUACGAGUUUGCUGUUAAACGAGAGAGGAGAAAGAUCGAGCAAGGGAAGUUAGCUAGUGCUAUGAUAAGCACUCUUGGUAGAUUAGGCAAAGUAGCCAUUGCUAGAGAUGUUUUCGAAAAUGCUUUCGCUGGUGGGUAUGGGAACACGGUUUACGCCUUCUCGGCUCUGAUCAGCGCUUAUGGGAGAAGCGGUCUCCAUGAGGAAGCCAUUAGUGUAUUCAACUCCAUGAAAAACUAUGGCUUGAGGCCGAAUUUGGUUACCUACAAUGCCGUGAUUGAUGCGUGUGGUAAAGGUGGGAUGGAGUUUAAGCAGGUGGCUGAGUUUUUCGAUGAGAUGCAGAGGAACGGUGUGCAGCCUGAUAGAAUCACUUUCAACUCUUUGCUCGCUGUUUGUAGUAGAGGAGGGUUGUGGGAAGCAGCAAAGAAUAUGUUUGAUGAGAUGUCGAAAAGAGGGAUUGAGCAAGAUGUGUUCUCUUACAACACGCUUUUGGAUGCAAUCUGCAAAGGAGGGCAGAUGGAUCUUGCUUUUGAAAUCCUUGCUCAGAUGACCGCGAAGAGGAUCAUGCCUAAUGUUGUGAGUUACAGCACUGUCAUUGAUGGGUUUGCGAAGGCUGGAAGAUUCGACGAAGCUCUUAACUUGUUUGAUGAGAUGAAGUAUCUCGGUAUUCAGUUGGAUAGAGUUUCUUACAACACACUGCUUUCGAUAUAUACGAAGCUUGGGAGAUCCAAAGAAGCUUUGGAUAUUUUGAGAGAAAUGGCAUCUGUUGGGAUUAAGAAAGAUGUUGUGACUUAUAAUGCUCUUCUUGGUGGGUAUGGGAAACAACGGAAAUACGAUGAAGUGAAAACCGUUUUCGCCGAGAUGAAGCGGGAUCACGUGUUGCCUAAUCUACUGACUUAUUCUACCUUGAUCGAUGUGUAUUCGAAAGGUGGUUUGUACAAAGAGGCAAUGGAGAUAUUCAGGGAGUUUAAGAGCGUUGGAUUAAGAGCUGAUGUUGUGUUGUACAGUGCAUUGAUUGAUGCACUGUGCAAGAACGGGUUGGUGGGUUCUGCUGUGUCUUUGAUCGAUGAGAUGACAAAGGAAGGGAUUAGGCCUAACGUUGUAACUUACAAUUCCAUCAUUGAUGCUUAUGGUCGUUCUGCAACUACUGAGCUCUUGGCUGAAUCUAGAGAUGUUGUAGCUAGUACCUUACAAGUUGGAUCCUCCUCUUCUCCUGCUGCUUCUCUAAGUGAACUAACUGAAACAGAGGAUAAUCAGGUGAUACAGGCAUUUGGGCAACUAACACUUGAGAAUAAUAGCAAGAUGAAGAAAGAUUGCAAGGAGGGUAUGCAGGAGCUCUCCUGUGUAUUGGAAGUUUUCCGCAAAAUGCACAAGCUGGAAAUCAAACCAAAUGUCGUGACCUUCUCAGCCAUUCUGAAUGCUUGCAGUCGGUGCAACUCAUUUGAAGAUGCAUCAAUGCUGCUAGAGGAGCUCAGGCUGUUUGAUAAUCGAGUAUAUGGUGUUGUUCAUGGACUCCUCAUGGGCCAUAGAGAGAAUGUGUGGAUCCAGGCUCAGAGCUUAUUCGACAGAGUAAACGAAAUGGAUGGUUCGACUGCUUCUGCCUUCUACAAUGCUCUUACUGACAUGCUUUGGCACUUUGGUCAGAAACGUGGCGCACAAUUGGUGGCGCUAGAGGGAAGAUCUAGGCAAGUUUGGGAGAACGUGUGGUCUGAGUCUUGCUUGGACUUGCAUCUAAUGUCUUCUGGUGCUGCACGUGCAAUGGUCCAUGCUUGGUUGGUAAACAUACGUGCCAUUGUCUAUGAAGGUCAUGAAUUACCUAAACUCUUGAGCAUAUUGACUGGUUGGGGAAAACACAGCAAAGUGGUUGGAGACGGAGCACUAAGGCCAGCGGUUGAAGCGCUUUUGAGAGGAAUGGACGCACCGUUCCAUCUCUCAAAAUGCAACAUGGGACGGUUCACAUCACCCGGUUCGGUUGUCGCAACUUGGUUGCGUGAAUCAGCCACACUCAAACUCUUAAUCCUCCAUGAUCACAUAACCACCAAAGCUACUACAACAAUGAGAGCAAUAGAGCUACCCGAACAAACCCCUCUCACUCUGCAGCCUCUUCUUUUGUAG
Molecule: messenger RNA, 2628 nt
Organism: Microthlaspi erraticum
Lineage: Eukaryota; Viridiplantae; Streptophyta; Magnoliopsida; Brassicales; Brassicaceae
Source: the annotation of a GenBank genome assembly